CAAAACAAAAAGCGUAGAAGAAGAAGUUUUUUCAGACGAAGAAGUGGUCGGUACCGACAUUAGUUUUAGAUAUCAAGCUAAAUAUGUAGUAAUGGGAAUAUAAAAUAAUACAAACUGUUAGUUGAAAGGACAUGCCUCUGCUUAUUCGAAAUAAAGGAGUAGAGAGUUUAACCUCGACCGCAGAACUGUUCGACAAAUAUCCUCAUUUACAGGAAAAUGCAAGAGCCUUUCGUUCCCUGCCUCUCACUGAUGUUGACCCCAAGUGCCUCCUGUAUGUCCAGCAGAGAGAGUUUGCUGCCACGACACCAGAAGACAAUAGUGUUUCAGUGAUUGGCUCUGACGAUGCCACCACCUGCCAUUUGGUUGUGCUGCGGCAUACAGGAAGUGGAGCAGCUUGCCUUGCACACUGCGAUGGGUCCAAUACUCGAUCGGAAGUCCCACUCCUUGUCAAAUCUGUCACAUCACUGACUAACUGCAGUAAGGAGGGCAGACUUGAACUGCAUCUUGUUGGUGGAUUUCAGGAUGAGGCAAUGACAUCCCAUGAACUGAGCCUUAACAUUCUAGUGGCCUUCCAGCAACUGAAAGAGGAUAUCCACCUGGAAACAUGCUGCAUUACAGAAAUGAACGAUGUGCUCAUCAAUGCUGUUCAUAGACCUGCAAUUUAUGGUGUAGGUAUAAAUGUUAAAACAGGGCAAGUGUUCCCUGCAGCUUUCCCUUGUAAAGGACCGGUAGAGGAGCUGCGGUCAGCACGCACCUUCACGGGUGGACAGAUGGUUGACAUUUAUGACUCACGUCGAAGACUUGUUAAAAUCGGGCCUUGCAAGUGGUCUCCCAAUAUGGAUAUUGCCUUUUGGUUGUCUCAAGACGACAACAUAAUUUUAAAGUACUUGUCCACAUCGCCAAUGGCUGAGCCACCGCACUUUGUCCACCACAUCAAAUCCACCAUCCAAUACCUCCUGGAGCACCCAGACUCUGAUAGUCUCUUCCCUGGGGGUCAGCCACAGCUCUAUCACAGGUCUGAGAGCGGGGAGUGGGAGAGGUUUGCCCCCCUCACGCCAUCGUCUACACUUUAACAUGGAACACAGCUCUUUUCACCUCUUUUGAUUCUUGCACAGAGUGGCCCUUCCUAUCACCUAUCUGCUUUUAUAAUCGUGUCUUAAAAUGGACAUUACGUCUAUGGAAUGGCUGUCCUGACUCAUCUGGCUGGCCCAGCACAGAGUAGACACUAAAAUACAUUUGGUUCUUAUCUGAAACAACUAAUGUGUCUCUAGGGUAAUAUCUGCACCUUCUAUAUCUUGUUAUGUUGUACUAUGUUGAUGUCCUCUAUGCCUCAGUGUUUUCCUUUCAAUGAAAAUGUAAACAUUGUCUUUUUUUUUUUUUACCCAUUUAAUGGGUUAAAGCAAGGAAGUAAAAAAUCUGGAUAAUGAAUACUGGAUGUAUUAAACAAUUAAUGUAGAAAUGAAAUCACAGGGUAAAUACAAGCAGCCCAUCAAAUAAAUAAGUGCUAGAUCCCUGAAUUAUCUUAUUGUGAAAGAAAUAAACUACUCA
Doryrhamphus excisus (bluestripe pipefish) is the source of this 1548-nucleotide messenger RNA. It is a transcript of the gene ntan1, whose product is annotated as N-terminal asparagine amidase. Gene Ontology annotation, molecular function: protein-N-terminal asparagine amidohydrolase activity. The record is from RefSeq and is a predicted model, not a curated record. Gene Ontology annotation, biological process: ubiquitin-dependent protein catabolic process. Gene Ontology annotation, cellular component: nucleus. Lineage: Eukaryota; Metazoa; Chordata; Actinopteri; Syngnathiformes; Syngnathidae.